Molecule: messenger RNA, 2361 nt
Organism: Peronospora farinosa
Lineage: Eukaryota; Oomycota; Peronosporomycetes; Peronosporales; Peronosporaceae
Source: the annotation of a GenBank genome assembly
AUGAGUAAUCUACGCUUCUCGGUAGUGGCCUGUACGAGCGAGGAUGCGUCUUUUUCCGUGUCUAAUUUGACCAAUCAUGUAGCUACGAAUCAGGGCUACAUGACUACCAAGAAUUGUUCGUAUCCUCAAGAGUUGAUAUUACAGCUACAGAGAGGUCUCUGUCGAGUCACUCAAGUGCAAAUUAUGUCUCACGAGACACAUAUUGCUACCAAGAUGGAGUUAUUUGUAUCAAAGAGUCUCCAUUUUGAUCGAGAGACCACUUGUUUCAGUCGAGUAGGUUUUCUUACACUUCAAGAUAAUACAGAGAGCAAUUACAAGGCCAGAGAGCUCAAGACAGUACAUUUGGACCAGGAGAUGACAUUACUAAAGCUCCGGAUUCAUGGCUGUCAUGACAAUGAGCACAAUUUGUACCGGCAGGUGGGGAUCAUGGCUAUUAAUUUGUGUGGAAAAGUACAAAGAUUACUGCCCAAUCACAUGCUGGACGAAGCUGUAGCUACUUCGUCAAAGCAGAAGAAGAAGAAAUGUGAUGAUGAAGGUUGUAGUUGUGACGUUACGAUGGCGGCUAGAAUCCGCGAGGUUCAAGUGGCAAAAAAUAAAGCGGUGGUUAGUGAAGACUACGACCAAGCCAAGAGACUUAAGGAGAUGGAGGAGCAGCUUCAAGCCAUUAGUCGGAAACUUGCAAGACUAAAGGCGCAGAAAAGUGAGGCAGUCGCUAACGAAGACUACGAUCUAGCCAAGAAGGUUAAAUUGGAGAUUGGAAGAGUAGAAGGCUCCGUUAGGAAUAACGAAUCACUGCCGAUUCUAUCGAAAUUUGCUAGCUCCUCGAUGAGAAGUCAAGUGGUGCAUACAAGUGAAGCUGUGCUUAGCUCGUCGUUAAACGCUUCGUCGACCGAUAUGUAUCCUGAAAAAGUACCGCAGGUUGCAAACAGUGAGAGUUUCUAUGAAGGUAGUGACCUCUCACUGCGGCAUUCUCCUCAAGGCAGUUAUAAACAGGAUCCUCGCUAUGGUGGCAACGAUACUGAUCAGGAAGACGGCAAUGAUGGAGGCCCGAACCCACAAUUUAGAGGGAUCCCAGGUGCUGCUAACUUGCCCGACCCGGAAGAAAUUGCUGCAGGACUAGCAAAGGAGAGCGAAGAGCUUAUUUUUGUAAUUGGCCCCUUCUUCACGCGAUGCUUCUACAGCAACCUGUGGAAUCAUCGGGAUGCUACAAUUCGCAAAGUUACCAUGGAGAUGAAUAAUUAUCCUGUCGAACCGAAGCAGUUGCUGGAGGUGUGCUCCAAGCUAGCGCAAAGUGGUGCUGGAGACCGCAUCGUACAGGUCGCGCUUUCUGCUUUCGGCCUGCUAGACCGAAUGGUGUCGUUCGGUGCGCGUCUUCGCCACGAGGAUAUGUGCCGGAUCCUUGGCAACAGUAUGCCUCAGCUGGUCAAUAGGCUAGGUGGGUCUCAAGCCAAGAUUCGUGACGAAGCAGCGGCAGUAUUGGGACAUAUGGCAGCCGCUAAAAACGUAGGUGUGGCUUUUGUGACAUCAUAUCUCAUAAAACACUCCUCAAAGCCGCUAGGAAUUAAGUUAUUGCAGGGUCGAUUGCUCUUGCUGAAAAAGCUGCUGGCAGAGUUCGAACUGGUCUCUGAGUCCGACUUUUCGGCGCCUAGUAUUAUGCAAUUCCUUGAAGACAGCAAUAGCUUAGCGCACCAGUGUCGUGAGAUCCGUGAUGCUGCAAAGGAUAUCACCGUGUCACUCUAUCUUGCCGUAGGGACCGAGGUGGAAGGUUUCUUGAAACAUUUACGGCCAAAGCAGCUAGAAGAAUAUCAAGCGGCAUUCGAGACAGUAAAAAGAGCAAAGGUAUUGAAUCAUUGUAGCGGUGCUACCGCCGCUGCAGUAAGCAAUGGUAGCGGAUCUCGUCGCGACGAGAUACAUUGCAAGAUUGAAGAGCAGUUUGAGCUCGAUGUUGAGGACAUGAACGAUAGCGAAGACAAGGAAUCGGUGGAUGAGUAUACAUGUCCAUUCUGUGGUGUUGUGGACGAAAAGUUUGACUCGGAUUACCUGGACCAGCAUUUUUGGGGAAACUGUAAAAUGCUUACACCGUGCAAAAUGUGCGGCCAAGUGAUUGAGAUAUCGACUUUGAACGAGCAUCUGCUGGCUGAGUGCGAGAUGCAGCAGAAUCACCGCGAGUGUCCGCGUUGUGGCGAAGCCAUCAUUACCAAAUUCUAUGAGCGGCACGUGUCUCUCGACGACUGCACCCAUCGUGCACCCUUGGAAAGCGCAAACCGCUGCCCUCUUUGCCACGACGACAUUGCCCCAGGCGAGAAAGGCUGGCGGCGUCACUUAUUGGAUGAAGGCUGCCCAAACAACCCAAGGAGGUAG